This is a messenger RNA of Aspergillus fijiensis CBS 313.89, 820 nucleotides long. Its product is annotated as type 1 glutamine amidotransferase. Gene Ontology annotation, cellular component: nucleus; cytosol. The transcript has 2 exons. NCBI's taxonomy places the organism in Eukaryota, Fungi, Ascomycota, Eurotiomycetes, Eurotiales, Aspergillaceae. The record is from RefSeq and is a predicted model, not a curated record. Bases 155 to 673 code for a protein of 172 amino acids.
CCGACAACUACGGAGUAUAUCACACUUCAAUCGUCACUCCAUUUUUCCAGCCACUCUUCCUUCUGACUGUGCUCAAGACCAUCCAAUCCCCAGUACCUCCUCAACCCACCCCACCCCAGACAAGCAAAUCCCUCCUCCAUCAACCCCAGCAACAAUGCACCCCCCACUCCGCAUCGCCAUCCUAGAAUGCGACACCCCCGUCGACAAAGUAAACACAAAGUACGGAGGCUACCGGGGCGUCUUCGCGAAAUUACUGCAUGAGAGCGCCGCCACCCUCGGCCAGCCCGACCGACUGGACCCCGAGACCGGGCUGGACAUUACCGGCUGGGACGUCGUGACGGCCCAGGAGUAUCCCAACCUGGACGAUGUAGAUGCCAUCGUUCUGAGUGGCUCAAAACACGACUCCUUCGCCGACCACCCCUGGAUCCUCAAGCUCGUGGACUUCACGCGAAAAGCCUACGAGGACAAGCGCGUCAAGAUCUUCGCCAUCUGCUUCGGGCACCAGAUCCUCGCCCGCGCGUUGGGGGUCAAGGUGGGCCGGAACCCCAAGGGCUGGGAGCUGGCCGUCUGCGAGGUGGAUCUCUCCGAGCAGGGGCGGGAACUUUUUGGGAGGGAGAAGUUGGUAAGUCUGCCGCCUGUCCCCAAUCUCACACCAAGGAAGGGGGCAAGUUGAUGGUUUACUAAGGAACUGGGCUGCUAGCGCAUCCACCAAAUGCACCAAGACAUCGCCUACGGAUAUCCAUCCGAGGUGAUCUCGCUGGGCUCCUCGCCGCGGUGCGCGGUGCAGGGCAUGUAUAUCCCCGGAAAACUGAUCACGGUG